This is a messenger RNA of Pipistrellus nathusii (Nathusius's pipistrelle), 1728 nucleotides long. NCBI's taxonomy places the organism in Eukaryota, Metazoa, Chordata, Mammalia, Chiroptera, Vespertilionidae. The record is from the annotation of a GenBank genome assembly.
AUGAAAGAGAUCAUACAAGGGACCGGGUCUUGGGGGCCUGAGCCUUCAGGACCUGGCGUAGCUCCAGCUUACUCAAGCCCUAGGCGGGAGCGUCUUCGUUGGCCCCCACCCCCAAAACCUCGACUCAAAUCAGGUGGAGGGUUUGGGCCAGACCCUGGGUCAGGGACCACAGUGCCAGCCAGACGCCUCCCUGUCCCUCGGCCUUCUUUUGAUGCCUCAGCUAGUGAAGAGGAAGAAGAGGAGGAGGAGGAGGAAGAUGAGGAAGAGGAAGUGGCAGCUUGGAGGCUGCCCCCCAGAUGGGGUCAGCUGGGAGCCAUCCAGCGCCCUCGCCCUCCCCGCCCUACUCAUCGAAAAACCUCACAGCGCCUCACACAGCGCCGUCGCAGAGCUAUGAGAGCCUUCCAGAUGCUGCUCUACUCAAAAAGCACCUCGCUGACAUUCCACUGGAAGCUUUGGGGGCGCCACCGGGGCCGGCGGCGAAGCCUUGCACACCCCAAGAACCAUCUUUCACCCCAGGAAGGGGGUGCGACACCACGGGUGCCAUCCCCCUGCUGUCGUUUUGACUCGCCCAGGGGGCCACCUCCCCCUCGGCUGGGUCUGCUAGGUGCUCUCAUGGCUGAGGAUGGGGUGAGAGGGUCUCCACCAGUGCCCUCUGGGCCCCCCAUGGAGGAAGAUGGAUUAAGGUGGACUCCAAAGUCUCCUCUGGACCCUAACUCUGGCCUCCUCUCUUGUACUCUGCCCAACGGCUUUGGGGGACCAUCUGGGCCAGAAGGGGAGCGAAGUCUGGCCCCCCCUGAUGCCAGCAUCCUCAUCAGUAAUGUGUGCAGCAUCGGGGACCAUAUGGCCCAGGAGCUUUUUCAGGGCUCAGAUUUGGACGCUGCAGAAGAGGCAGAGCGGCCCGGGGAGAAAACUGGCCAGCAUAGCCCCUUGCGGGAGGAGCAUGUGACCUGCGUGCAGAGCAUCUUAGAUGAAUUCCUUCAAACUUACGGCAGCCUCAUCCCCCUUAGCACUGAUGAGGUAGUAGAGAAAUUGGAGGACAUUUUCCAGCAGGAGUUUUCUACGCCUUCCAGGAAGGGCCUGGUGCUACAGCUGAUCCAGUCAUACCAGCGGAUGCCAGGCAAUGCCAUGGUGAGGGGCUUCCGAGUGGCUUAUAAGCGGCAUGUGCUGACCAUGGAUGACUUGGGGACCUUGUAUGGACAGAACUGGCUCAAUGACCAGGUGAUGAACAUGUACGGAGACCUGGUCAUGGACACAGUCCCUGAAAAGGUGCAUUUCUUCAACAGCUUCUUUUACGAUAAGCUCCGCACCAAGGGUUAUGAUGGGGUGAAAAGGUGGACCAAAAACGUGGACAUCUUUAAUAAGGAGCUGCUGCUAAUCCCCAUCCACCUGGAGGUGCAUUGGUCCCUCAUCUCUGUGGAUGUGAGGCGACGCACCAUCACCUAUUUUGACUCGCAGCGCACCCUAAACCGCCGCUGCCCUAAGCAUAUCGCCAAGUAUCUACAGGCAGAGGCAGUGAAGAAAGACCGGCUCGAUUUCCAUCAAGGUUGGAAAGGUUACUUCAAAAUGAACGUGGCCAGGCAGAAUAAUGACAGUGAUUGUGGCGCCUUUGUGUUGCAGUACUGCAAGCACCUGGCCCUGUCUCAGCCAUUCAGCUUCACCCAACAGGACAUGCCCAAACUUCGUCGGCAGAUCUACAAGGAGCUGUGUCACUGCAAACUCACUGUGUGA